GAUUCUGCGUUGAUACGCACUGUUUAUACGAUUGUUUCAUUUACGCAAUUAAUAUUACAGUGUUACAAAAAUGUUACAAUUUAAUACGACAUUUUGUACUGUAACAACUAGAUUUACGUUUCGGUUAUUAUGGCGAUUAAAUGUGUCAUUUAAUACAAAUUCAGCAACACUAACCUCUGAAUCUGUUAACAAACUUAAGCCUGACCAUCAAAUAAUAUCAUCAAAUGCCAAAGCUAUCGAUGAUCAACAUGUAGCUUUUAAUCAACUUAAGACAAAACUAUGUCAUAAAUUCAGUAUGAAAUCUGUAGAUCUUACCCAGAUUAAAAAUGCAAACACUGUACAUGACCUAAUAGAAAUUAUGAAAACACCUAAAUUAAGUCAACAUGAUAUUGCAAAUGCUAUGGCAACCAUUGUAACAUGGAUAAAUGUAAAUAAUACAAAGUCAUCACGUAACAAAAUAUCAGUUACAAGUCCAGAAAAUGUUCAGGAAAUAAAAUUUUCAGAAUCCAAGGAUAAUAUAAAUGAAGUCAAACUGGCUAAAUAUUGCGAUUUUUCAACAGCUGAAAUGAUCAAGGAAAUAAACAAACUAUCAACAGCAAGGAAUAGAAAUAUAUAUCUUGUAAAGUUUUUCUUUGAAAAUAUUACAAAAUAUAAUACUCUAUUAUCAGUAGGACAAUGUUCAUCUUUACUCUUUAAUAUGAGUAUUUUAAAUUAUUCUGAUGAGGAGUUACUUAAAAAAAUUUGUAAUGAUUUAACACAGAGAGGAGAUAUAAAUUCAGAAACAUUAAUGUCAAUAUUAAAAUCUAUGGCAUGUGUCAGGUAUAAAAAUGAAAUGUUUUUGAAGCAUGUAUGUGAUAUUGUCACUGAUUCAAAAUCGUUUCAAUCCUGGAGGAUUAUAAAUAUUAUAAAUAUUUUAUAUUCAAUGGCAAUAUUAGGUUACUGUUCUGAAGAUGUAGAUAAAGUAAUAGAGAUGUACAAAUCAAAGUUCUCACACAGAACAAUCGAAAAUACUGAUUGGUUAAACUUAAUAUGGUCCUUAACAAUAUUUAAAAAGGCAUCAAUUUCAGAUAUUGCAUCUGUUUUAGAUGAAAGCUUUGUUUCAAAAAUAGUAUUGAAAGAUUCAAUAAUAAAGUCAUCCUAUCGGCUAAAAUUAUUAAAUAUCAAUGGGUAUGCACAAUAUGCAGUAAAAAAUUACGAAGGAUCUCUCCUUAGUCAAAAAAUUGUACCAUAUAUAACUAACAACCGUUCGAAACAGAAAAUAUUGUAUAUUGAUUUACUUCAAGAUACAUUAAAGAAUAUGGUGCCAUCUUUAUCUCAUUUUAAAAUGAAUGUAGAUACCAAAAUGGGUUUCCUUUUAGGUAUGGUAGGUAUAUUGAUGCUUGAUUAUUACGACAUGUGCCUAGGGGAUACAGAUUAUCAAGGAUUAAUUAAGUUACAUGAAUAUUUAUUGACAUGCAAAAAUUAUAGAGUUUUAUGCAUAUCUUAUCAAUAUUUUGGUUUAGAAGACAAAGUUGAAAAGCGAAUAACUUAUUUAAGACGUCAGUUGUGGAAGAAGUUUAACAAUUCAUUUUAA
Habropoda laboriosa is the source of this 1573-nucleotide messenger RNA. RefSeq names its product protein TBRG4. Gene Ontology annotation, biological process: regulation of mitochondrial mRNA stability. The record is from RefSeq and is a predicted model, not a curated record. The transcript is spliced from 8 exons. Lineage: Eukaryota; Metazoa; Arthropoda; Insecta; Hymenoptera; Apidae. The coding region runs from base 71 to 1573 and encodes 500 amino acids.